Apis laboriosa (Himalayan honeybee) is the source of this 2131-nucleotide messenger RNA. RefSeq names its product piggyBac transposable element-derived protein 4. NCBI's taxonomy places the organism in Eukaryota, Metazoa, Arthropoda, Insecta, Hymenoptera, Apidae. Bases 74 to 1894 code for a protein of 606 amino acids. The transcript has a single exon. The record is from RefSeq and is a predicted model, not a curated record.
CACGCGGUAAAUACUCCAGUAUAUGUCUAAUUUAUAUCUGUGUUAUAAUUUGAAAUUUUUUACAAUAUAGAAAAUGUCCAAACGACAUUUACAAAAAGAAAUUAUAAAUGAAUUGGAAAGUAGUGAUGACGAAUUUUAUUUGGACUCGUAUGACCAUGAAGAAAUAAAUUCCUGUGUUAAUAGCGACAGAGACAGUUUUGAAGAAGAAGAAGAGGAAAUUGAUAUUAGCACUGAUAGUGAUAUCAUAGUCAAUAAAAAAAGAAGAACAGUUCCUUUACCAACGAGUUCAAGCAGCAGUGAAGAUGAGUAUACCACUGAAAGGAGAGACAAUUAUGGGCAUUGGGUGGACGUCACUCUUCAGGACAAUGUGCCAUACAGGAUCAAUUUCACUUCCGGCGAUAAAACUGAAGGGCCACAAAUUCCAGAUAACUGCACAAAACCUACAGAUUUUUUUAAACUUUUUUUUUCUGAUGAACUUAUCGAAAAAAUAGUUGAAGAGACAAAUAAUUAUGCUCGAAAUAAAAUUGCUAAAAAAAUAUUGUCCAAACGGUCUACGUGGCAUACGUGGGUUGAUGUUACCAUAGAAGAAAUUAUGGCAUUUCUUGGAGUUAUUCUAAAUAUGGGCACAAUUACUGUUAGUAAUCUGCAAGAAUAUUGGUCCCAAAAUUUCAAUUCAAAAAUUCCUUUCUUUGGUAGUAUAUUUAGAAGAGAAAGAUUUAUGCAAAUAUUUUGGAUGCUUCACUUAUAUAAAAAUAAUCCAAACGACCAAAGUCUUAGAGCCCGAACACAGAAAGUUAGCCAUUAUUUAGAACUUUUAGAUAAAAAAUUCAAAGAACAUUUUGUUCCGUCAAGAGAAAUCUCAGUUGAUGAGCCAGUGGUGGGAUUCAAAAGCAAAAUAUGUUUCCUGAAAUAUAAUCCAAAUAAACCUACCAAGUGGGGAAUAAGAAUAUAUGUACUGGCAGAUGCCAAUACAGGGUAUGUAUAUUCAAUUUUUCCCUAUUAUGGAAGCUUGACUUCGGAAGAUUUACCACGGCCUGAUCUUCUCAUAAGUACAAGAAUCGUACUUAAAUUGUGCCAAGACUUAUUAGAUAGCAAUCCUGGCAGUAAGGGAUACCAUAUUUAUACAGAUAGGUACUACACAAGCCUACCACUUGCACAAGAAUUGCUAAAGCUAAAUAUAUACACAACAGGAACUAUACAAAAUAAUAGAAAGUUUAUUCCUUAUUCAAUAAAAAAACCUAAGUUUUCUCAAAACAAUACAUUUGCCUGCAGAUCAGAAAAUUUGCUAUUGUUGGCAUGGAAAGAUAAACGUAUCAUCACUAUACUUAGCAGCUGGGACGUUUCAGGUACUCAACCAAUAAAUAGAAGAGUACGUGGAGGAAAUAUCCAAGUUAUAGAUAAGCCAAUUGUAAUUAUUAAUUACAAUAAAUAUAUGGGAGGCGUAGAUCGAGCCGACUCCUAUUCAGCGCCAUAUUGUUUCUUGAGAAAAUCAUUGAAAUGGUGGCGGAAAUUAUUUUUUUGGGGACUUGAAUUAUGUAGUGUAAAUGCAUAUUUGCUAUACAAAAUAACUCAACAUCGCCAAAAUAAACAACCAAUGACGCAUUUGAAGUUUGUUCGAGAACUUGUAGAUGGGUUGACAGCAAACUACCGACAAGAUUCAAAAAUUCCAGGUAGACCAUCAACGUCAGACAAAGAAGAACGAUUAAACGGCAAAUUGCACAUUUUGCGUCAAAAUGAGGGAAAGAAAAAGGACUGUUUAGUUUGUUCUAACCGAAAAGUCAAAGGUGGGAGACAUGAAACAAGAUAUAUUUGCAAUACAUGUACUCUGAAACCAGGAUUACAUAUUGGGGAUUGUUUUGAACGUUACCAUACAAUGAAAAACUAUAAAAUGUAAUUUUUUUCUACACAACUUGUAUCAUUUUUACUUUUUUAGUCUUUUUUUAUUUUUCAUAUCAUUAAGAUUGGUAAUAAAAAAAAUAAUGAACCUUCAUAUUUUAUGUAGUACAGCAUUAUUGUAGCUUUUGGUAUUCCUGUGUGUCCUAUGUGUUCUUUCCAAUAUAAAAGUAGGUUUAUUUAUUUUUUUAAUUUUGAAAAAUCAAAAAGUAUAUACACAUAUUAUAUAGAUUUUCAU